Molecule: messenger RNA, 3356 nt
Organism: Drosophila persimilis
Lineage: Eukaryota; Metazoa; Arthropoda; Insecta; Diptera; Drosophilidae
Gene: Cep135
Product: centrosomal protein of 135 kDa
Exons: 13
Coding region: 141-3356 (1071 amino acids)
Source: RefSeq, a predicted model, not a curated record
CAUUACACGAAAGCGAGGUGGAAUACGAAAAGCUGGAGGAUAUCGCUUUCAUUGGUUUUGCUCAGCGUUGGAUGAUCUUGGAGGAGUACACUUCCUCACAGUAGUCAAAUAUUCGCAUAAAGUUAAGCCAUCAGUUAUCCAUGAAUGGUUUUAACGAUGGCGACUUCAAGGAUUUGCGGUCCAAACUGGAUGUUAUGGGCUUCAACCAGACGCUGCCCGUCCUGGCCAUUCCAUUGGUGCAAGCAAUUUUCGGUGACCUGGUCAAGACGACGGAAUGUCUUAGGGACACAAAGAAGCAAGUUGCCGAUCUGCUAGAGGAGAAAACCUGUUGGGAGCUGGGCGUUGAACCCUACAAGUGCGACAACUCCCGCCUGCUAGCUGAAUGCAAUGAGCUCCACUUGCAGUUUCUUAGGGAUCGCGAGGACUACGAGCUGCGCUUGUGUGAGGCCGAACGACGGAUGAGGAGUCUGGAGACGGACAAGGAACACUUGCAAAGCCAUAACGUGGGGUUACAGAACCAGUUAGAUGCCUUGCUAAACAAACAACUGGCUGGCACGUCUUCGACGGCUGGCAAACGAACGCAUGUGUCGUCCACCCGACAGACUAAGAAACCUUUCAUAACCACAGUACGCGCUGGAAACAUUCUGCCCUGCGUUCUUGGCACUGCACUCAAAUGUACGAAAUGCAAUGCGGGAGUAUUUCAAAAGACCACGACAACCACCCAGGAUGGGGUGACAGUCACACAGACCAGCGGCCAGGAGGAGCUCGACAAGCUGCAAAAUGAUCUAGCCACAUCCAGCGAACAAUUGGAGUUCUACAAGCGGAAAGUUGAGUCGCGCAAUCGGGAGAUUCGUCGACUGAAUGAUAUGCUAUCUGGGGGACGGCCGCCCGUUGCUUUGGCCAAGGACUGUUGCUACAGGGAAGUGGGUGCCUUAUCGGAGGACAUUGACCUGCUGCAGCGCGAGAAGGCUGAACUGAUGAUGCAGGUGCGCGAGUACCAAGACAAAAUGCACGAUGCCAUGCAGAGAGCCCUAAGCUCAGACGAGGACAAGCGGCAGCUUCAAAUGAACCUAGAUGAGCUCAAGCAGGCAGCCCUACAGGUCGAAGAGCAGGCCAAUUUGGAAAUCGAUGCCCGUGAACUGGAGGUGAAGCAUCUCCAGGUCGAGCUGAAGCAGCUGCAGCAGCGAAACGAACAAAGGUUCAAAGAUGUGCGUCUGACAGGAGGAGCAUCUCCUAUUGCUAUUCCCUGUGACAAGCGUAAUCUGAACGAACGUCUUAAUCUGCUAACCCGUCGCGAGGAGGAAUUAAAUACCAUCAUUGAUAAGCAGAAGAAAAAGCUUGGAAAAAUGCAUGCCAAGAUAAUGGAGCUGCAAAAGGAGGCGAAGGACCAUAACGAAAACAACUCCGUCACCCUCAACGAAGAGAAGAUACGGCUGACGUCCGAGCGGGACUUCUUCCAGAAGGAAUAUCUCCGGAUAAUGGCCAGAUCCGGCUCAGAGUCAGAGGUAGCCUUCCUGCGUGCUCAAUUGAAGUCCAAGGACGAGGAGCUGCGGACACUGCGGGAUGAGCUGUGCUCCAACAAACUUCAAUACUCGCCCCAAAAGAACACCCACUACGAGACCCUGCCGCCGUCCACCGCCAGUAGCUCUGGGAACAACAGCAAUCGAAGCGACUGCGUACAGGCUGCCAUCGGGCGGGUCGAAAGGGAGCGCGAUUGUGCCAGGUCGGAACUGGAGAGAGUGCGCUGCGAGCGGGACAUGAUUAGGGAGAAGCAGCUGUGCUCUGUUCAAUUGCAUGCCGAGGAGCUGCUGGUCCUGCGGCAGCGCAACGAGGAUCUCAAUGAUCGCUUGCGGCAGCUGGAACGCGACAACAGGGAACUGAACUCAGCUCGGCUUCCAGCGGAAACGAAUAUAGCCCUGCUCAAGGAGGACAUAGCCCAGCUAAGGCAUCGCGUGGCCUCGCUUCAAGCCGAAAGCGAGCAGCUAAAGACCGAGAUCGGUCAGAUAACCAUGCUCAAUGAACAGAAUGAGCGAAUUAUAGCCGACUUCCAAGGUAAACUUAUGAUAUCCGAGCGUCAGCGACAGUCGGCAGAUGUCCGGGCCAGCACACUGGACUCCAGUCGCGAAUCCAACAGGAAUGAGGUCACCCAACUGCGCGCCGAGAUCGGAGCCCUGCGCCAGACCUACAUUAGCCUGGAGACUGAAAAAGACACUCUUCUGCAUCAGUUGGAUGGCAAAACCGAGCGAGCAUAUAAAUUGGAAUACGAGCUCAAGGACUGCAAGGAGAAGCGGAAUUGUCUGGAACAAAGCGUCAAGGAACUGGAGGAGCAAGUGCGCAAACUGACCAACCAAAUUCGACAGCACGACUCGGAGCUGAAUGAGACUUCAACGGAAAGUAAAACGCUGCGGCAGCAGAUUGUGGCACUCAAAGCCAGCCGCGAUGAGGCCAUAGCAGAGAAUGGCCGCCUGAUGGACAAACUGACCGAUGCCCAGGUGGAGGCCAGGACGCUGCAGAAGAAGCUCAGGGAGUCGGAGCUGAAGGUUGCGAACAUGAAGGAGCAGCUGCACAACUACGUCCAGGAGGUUAAGAAGGCCGAGGACCUGCUCAUGCAAAAGGUAUGCUCUAACUUUAAGGAAAAGGAGCGGGACGAACUCCUGGACAACUUCCACAGCCUCACCACCGAACAGGUGGCGCUCGAGGGCAACAAUUACAGCCUGGAGUGUGAGGCAGCCGAAUCAAAGCGUCAGAUCUGCGAGCUGGAGUGCGAGGUGCGCAACCUCAAGGAUCAUCUGCAGUGCUGCCAGUGCAAACUGAAGGAGAUGGAAGUACAACUUACCGCCGCCCGGGCGAAGGCCCGCUGCCUUAAGCAGGAACUGGAGAAUGCCCGCGACGAUCUGCGCAUCCAGAAGGUCGAUCUUGACGCUCGUAGAGAGCUGUGCGACAAGCUGGAUGUGGAGAAGGAGAAGCUUAAUGCGGAGUUGAAUGAAGUCAAUGAAACUAGAAAGAAGUUGGACAAGCAAUGCAAGCAGCUGCGCGACGAACUCCAACAGACGGCGGCCGUCAACCAAGUGGCCACAGCGACCACGGACGAGUUGCUGGAGCACCUGCACCAAGAUCAACAGCGUCAGGAUGACGACGGCAUCAGGACCAACAACGAGAUGGAACGACUGCGACAUCUGUACCAACAGACCAUGGAAAAGCUGCAGGAGGAGCGUCUUCGCUGCACUCAACAGAAGCAACUGGCCACCAAGUACGAGGAGCAGGCCCGUGAACUGCGCAAGAACCUCGAGCAGGAUCGUUUCUGUAGGGCCCGUACGCGUGAAGUCAGUCCAAGGGUGCCCUCGGAAACUUUGUAG